AUAUGGAAGAAAUACAAAAGGAUUUAGUCGGAGCCAGGCUAGACCAUGUCCAGGAAUACCUGCACAAAAUAUUUAGCAAAAGAGUUGUAGUUAUUGAUGGAGCAAUGGGAACAUCCAUCCAGCAAGCUCUUAAACAAGGAGUUGGGCAAGAAGUGUGUGAGAACAAGGAAUUUUGAAGAGAGAAUUUAGAUAUGAUGAAUAUCACAAAUCCUGAAGUGAUCCAAAAGAUCCAUACCGACUUCAUUGAAGCUGGAAGUGAUAUAAUCUGCACAAAUACAUUUAACUCUCAGAAAAUUUCCCAACAGAAAUAUGGGAUGGAGGAUAAAGUUUUUGAAAUGAACUUCCAAGGGGCUAAAAUUGCAAGGGAAGUAGCUGAUGAACUCUCUGCUCCUGACAAAUGGAUACUAGUUGCAGGCUCCAUUGGUCCUACAACUAUCAACUUAUCAUUACAAGCUGAAGACUCUGAUAUAAAAUUUGAAGAUAUCAAACAAGCUUAUAAAGAACAAAUAGAUGGACUCGUUCAAGGAGGAUGAAAUGUUAUUCUUUUUGAAACAAUAGUAGACCUCAAGAACUUUGAAGCAGGUUAUGAAGCUUUCAAAGAAUAUUUUACAGAGCACAGUCUAGAAAAGCCUCCUUUGUUUGUUUCAGGAACUCCAAUAAUAGAUGGGAAAUAACUUAUCAGGGCAUGAUAUUGGACAAUUUUAUGAGCUAGCUAUCACUGCUGACCCCUUCUGAUUAGGAAUCAAUUGUGGUUCAGGAGGUGAAGAUAUGUUCCAAUAUUUCGAACAGCUAUCUAAAAUAUCCAAGCGCUAUAUUCACGCAUAUCCAAACGCUGGGUUUCCGGACAAAAAUCUAGAAUACUCACUGGCUCACUCCGAUUACAAAACUCAUUGCCAGAAAUACCUAUCCAACGGCAUUAAUAUGAUUGGGGGAUGUUGAGGAAUAGAUGCUGCUCUCCUCAAAUGCCUUCACUCCCUUUGUCCUGAUUAUGAGCCAUAUAAGCCAAAAGAAGAUUCAAAGUAUGAUAUA
This is a messenger RNA of Moneuplotes crassus, 1029 nucleotides long. NCBI's taxonomy places the organism in Eukaryota, Ciliophora, Spirotrichea, Euplotida, Euplotidae. The record is from the annotation of a GenBank genome assembly.